Caenorhabditis angaria is the source of this 959-nucleotide messenger RNA. Lineage: Eukaryota; Metazoa; Nematoda; Chromadorea; Rhabditida; Rhabditidae. The record is from the annotation of a GenBank genome assembly.
AUGCACGAUUAUCAUCACCCAGUGAGUUUAUUUUUCUUCUGGUUUGAGUUUUGAAUUGGACCAGGAUUCUGUAACUUCAAAAUUCGAAAAAAUAGUCGAAUGCAGAAUAUUUCUGAAAUAGUCAAAAUCAUUGAAUAAAUAUUUUGCAGAGUGUCCCAACUGCUUUGGCCAUUUACGAACCACUUCAAGAUGGUGUCACAAUCUCAGUCCACGGACACGUCAAACACGGACAUCACAAAAAUUUUGCCGUCGAACUUUUGUCCGGACCAAACAUUGUUCUUCACGUCAAUUUCCGAUUCCAUCAUGAACAUGUUGUUGUUAUGAAUUCGGAAUUCGGAAAUAUGUGGGGACCUGAAAUUAGACACAGAAAUCCGUUGCAUCAUUCCGAACAUUUCCAUUUGCAUAUCAAAGUUCAUCAUGGUUAUUAUCACGUUAGUUUUUUUUAAAACUUUUUUUUUGUUAGCGAAUAAUAUUGAUUGGAAUUUUUGUCAAGAAUCAGGAACUUGAUAAGAAAACCGGAGACUUACAGAAAUUUCGGGAUCUACAAGUUGGAGUAUUUUUUUUAGAAUUUCUGAAUUUUUUUCGUGUUUUUAAACUUAAAAGUUGAGAGUCUUGAAUAGUCUUCGAAUUUCUAAGAAAAAAAAAACUGUAAAAGUUGAAAUCGUGAAAAUUUUUCCGCGCAAUUAAUCCAAAUUUUUUAGAUUUCUGUAAACAACCAUCAUUUGGCUGAUUUCCCACAUCGUUAUCCAUUCCAAUCAGUUCAAGCAAUCGGACUUAAAGGAGAUGUUCAUGUUGACAAAGUUCACUUCGAAGGUUUCCAUUUCCGUACCCCAUGGCAAGGUCAACCAAUUGGACACGGUGCAUCUUACGGUGGAUACACAGCCACUUAUGGAACUGGACCAUCUGGUUUCCAACCAUCUUUUGCUCCACCACCACCAAAUUAUAAUGCCUAUAUGUAA